GUUACGCUCCGUCCGUAGGUUCUUAUGAUUACGUCUGUGUAUAUAAUACUCGCACUCACACUCACUCGCACACAAACACAUGCAAACAAAAAUAAAAAUUUCUUUCGCGUAUCUCGCGUUUGCGCCACGAGUGUGUGUUAAAUCAUCGAUAAUGUCAAUACUUCGAAAGUGCAAGUUUUAAUAAAAAAAAUGAAUACGUGAUGCCGUGAUAUUGACGAGUUGAAAGAAAAAAAAAACAUUGAGUAAAGAAUAAUCGUGUACUAUAUGUUGAUGCUGUACAGUGUUCCCCGGUGCCAGUGACAAAGCAAUUGAAUAUUUCAGAGUGGGAAAAACAACAACGAAGUAAAAAUAAAAAACGUUUCAGCAAGAAGUGAGAGUUUAGAAAACAAGUGAAUUGGUUUUUUUUUUGAAAAAAUAGAACGAAGAGGAGAGUGUAUCGAGUAUCGUAGAGUGUAUUAUGAAAAAGUCGAGUAAGCACCGAACGGGUGUGGGUAACAUUUCGACGGUGUGCCUGUCCGAGGCAAAAACGGACAGAGCCGAUACUCACGAUAAUCUUACGAAUUUUUACAUGAAGGAACAAGACAUUCCUGAGUAUCUCGAGGACUGCGGUCUCACAACUUGUUCCGCCGGCGUCGAGAUGCCCGAAGCUCUCGAAGUAAUACGCUCAGGCGAAGCUAUGAAGGAGCACGCGAAGGAGAAAAAGUUAUCGGCCGCUUCGAUAUCAACAUCGGAAACGAAAAAAACAGUCACGGUCAAACAUCCCGAGUCCAAUAAACCAAAGCCCACGGCUAAAAAGUGUAAACCCAUUCAGGCUGACUUGGACGUCGCUAAGGAAUUUAUAAGAUGUCGAGACGAGUGUGUGACCCGCCUGGAUCUCAGUAAAUCCAGCAUCACGAAUCUUCCAAAUACCGUACGAGAUUUGUCGCUGCUAGAAGAAUUUUAUCUCUACGGCAACAAACUGGCGACCUUACCUCCUGAAAUUGGUUGCUUGACAAAUUUAAAGACUCUAGCCCUCAGCGAAAAUUCCCUCACGAGUCUACCUGACUCGCUGGAAAAUCUGAAACACCUCAAAGUUCUGGACCUCAGGCACAACAAGCUCAACGAAAUACCCGACGUUGUUUACAAGCUAACUUCUCUAACUACUCUGUUCUUGCGCUUCAACCGUGUCAGAUAUGUCAGCGAAAACAUUCGUAACCUCACUAAUCUGACAAUGUUGAGCUUGCGGGAAAAUAAAAUAAAAGGUUUGCCCGCCGGCAUAGGCAAACUCGUUAAUCUCAUAACUUUUGACGUUUCCCACAAUCAUCUGGAACAUUUGCCGGAAGAGAUUGGCAAUUGCAUACAACUUUCCACUCUGGACCUGCAGCACAACGAGCUCCUCGAUAUUCCAGAAACAAUUGGUAAUUUAACGGCAGUGACGAGACUGGGACUUCGUUACAAUCGGCUUUCCUCCAUUCCUAAAUCUCUGGCUAACUGCAAAUUAAUGGAUGAAUUCAGCGUGGAGGGUAAUCAGGUAUCUCAACUCCCGGAGGGCCUUCUCUCCAGUCUCCCCGAUUUGAAAACCAUUACGCUCUCCAGAAACGCCUUUGCUGCUUAUCCGUCCGGGGGACCCUCCCAAUUCACGAACGUUUAUUCCAUCAACCUCGAACACAAUCAAAUUGACAAGAUACCAUAUGGAAUAUUCUCCAGAGCCAAAAAUCUUACCAAGCUCAACAUGAAGGAGAAUCAAUUGACUGCUUUACCGCUGGAUAUUGGCGCUUGGGUCCACAUGGUGGAGCUCAAUCUUGGUACGAAUCAAUUGACUAAAAUACCUGACGACAUACAGUGCCUGCAAAGCCUCGAAAUUCUCAUACUCUCCAACAAUCUUCUCAAACGUAUACCCGCAAGUAUAUCGAACUUGCGUAAACUUCGUGUUCUCGAUCUCGAAGAGAACAAGAUCGAAGCGCUGCCCAACGAGAUUGGUUUCCUUCGUGAUCUCCAAAAGUUGAUACUCCAAUCUAAUCAACUUGCUUGUUUACCAAGAGCUAUCGGUCAUCUGGUGAAUUUGACUCAUUUAAGCAUCGGUGAAAAUAAUCUGACUUAUCUACCUGAAGAAAUUGGCACCCUCGAGAAUCUUGAUUCUCUCUACAUCAACGAUAAUGCUAAUUUACACAAUUUACCUUUCGAGCUCGCGCUUUGCACGAAUCUCAGUAUUAUGUCCAUUGAAAAUUGUCCUCUUUCGCAGAUACCUGCUGAAAUUGUUGCCGGAGGUCCUUCCCUCGUUAUACAAUUUCUUAAGCUCCAGGGCCCCUAUCGGUCGAUGUAACAAAAUUAGUGAGGGCGCGAAAGAGCCUGAUAGAAGACCGAACGAGGACAUGAUAUCUGUGCCGUUUGACGAUCCAGCCACCUCUUUUUGUGGUCGAUUUUGGAAAUUGUGUUUGUGCAGAAAGUAGCCAAAUGCUAGCGGUGCUUCCUUUCCUUUUAUCGGAUUCGCUGUACCUUCAAUUUCUUAUAUCCAAAGGUAUUUCUCAUAGCCCUGAUUCAGUGAACCAUUCUUAUUCAAUGGAAUUUUUGUAUCUUCCAAAUACUUUCAAACGAUCUACCCGAACAACAAUAUUUUUUAACAGAAAUUUCGAGCCAGAGCCUUUGAGAAAAAUGACAAUUCACUUGCAAGCUCCUAGCGGAGAAUUAUUAUUAUUUCUCAAGCCUCCGCUCGCUAAAUAUAAUCAUGUCACACAUAAGGAGUCGCAGGGCCGCAAAAAAUCCUAAAAUUCACAACAUCGAGAGUUGGCUGUUAGAUCUGAAAGAAGUGUAUCAAAAGGGACAAAGGGAUCGUGUCACUCGCACCCGAAGCUGAGUCCUUUCAUUUUGAUGAACCUGUAUGCUUCGUUCGGGAAAACCUCCAAAGUUUCACUUUUCUCAAGAAUUAAACGCAGAGAGAUAUUUCAUCAAAUUAUAUACGGCAUACAACUGGCAUAUCGGUGAUACAAACAAGAGUUGUGCUCCAAAAGUAUAAGAAAUAUUUCAAUGAGAACGAACUGCCUUUGAGCUGAAAGAAGAAGCUUCGGAGUAUGAAGAAUCAAAGGAGGAUCACUCGAUAUCAAUACCCAUUAAAUCACAGACAAGCUAUAAAAACAUAUAUGCAUACCGUAUAUCAAAAAAUCCAAAAAAUAUAUAUGGACUAUAGGCAUUAAAGUACAGUCGAAUCCCCUUAUAAGCCUGACCGCUAUAAGCCUCUUCCCUGUUUUCGACGCAGAGAGCUUCCCCCACUUUGAAUCAUUUUUGAGGUUUGCGUCCAACUGUCUCUUAGGGUUGCUACACCCUACAAUAAUAUUGCACAAUAUUUCUAUUGCGCAAUAUUAUUUAACGUGUAAGAAUAGUAUUGAAACAUUGGGCAAUGAUUGAACAUGAUUUUGAGCGAGUUUAAAUAUUAGACGCUCCAUACACUUUCAAUAAUAUUGCACAAUAUUAAUAUUCUGCAAUAAUGUGCAAUAUUAUGGUAGGGUGCGUAGCGGUCUUUAAUUAAAGCCCAGAGCAAAUUUCUAACUUCAAAUCGAUUUGUAUUAUUAUAUAUAUUUUAUAAUAUAUCAAUUAUAGUAUUAUAUAUAGAUAUAUAAUAAACCUCGUGCUUAAAGCGGAUUUGACGGCGCGUUAUA
Messenger RNA from Venturia canescens, 3632 nucleotides. RefSeq names its product leucine-rich repeat protein soc-2 homolog. The record is from RefSeq and is a predicted model, not a curated record. Gene Ontology annotation, molecular function: protein binding. The transcript has a single exon. Lineage: Eukaryota; Metazoa; Arthropoda; Insecta; Hymenoptera; Ichneumonidae. The coding region runs from base 458 to 2302 and encodes 614 amino acids.